Molecule: messenger RNA, 1308 nt
Organism: Nothobranchius furzeri (turquoise killifish)
Lineage: Eukaryota; Metazoa; Chordata; Actinopteri; Cyprinodontiformes; Nothobranchiidae
Gene: tmem97
Product: transmembrane protein 97
Cellular component (GO): endoplasmic reticulum
Source: RefSeq, a predicted model, not a curated record
GGCGUUUUUGCGACGCACCUCUGCUCCGAACUUCGACCCAGUGCUAAUCUGUGGUCCUGUCUGAGUUUUUAAGAGAUGGCUCUCCGUCUGUUGGAAGUUUUGUUUUUCUUUUAUUUUUUCUCCCACAUCCCGAUAACAUUAUUUAUUGAUCUCCAGGCCCUCCUACCGGGACACGUGUACCCCGAGCUGCUGCGGGAUCUCCUCCGGUGGUAUGCUGAGGAGUUCAAGGAUCCUAUGGUUGUGGACCCCCCUGAGUGGUUCCGGUCGUUUAUUUACUGUGAGGCGCUCCUGCAGACGCCCUUCUUCCCAGUUGCAGCUUACGCCUUCCUCAAAGGUGACUGUAAGUGGAUCCGGAUUCCUGCCAUUGUGUAUUCCACACAUGUAGCCACCACACUUGUUCCCAUCCUUUCCCACAUCCUCUUCCAUCAGUUCCCUGUCGAACCCCAUCCGGGUCCCCAAACCCCACAGGAGCGCUGGCUACUGGUCUCAAUCUAUGCACCGUACCUGCUGGUGCCUGUGCUGCUGCUCCUCACCAUGCUGCUGUCCCCCGCCUACAACUCCAGCUCCAAGCCUGGAAACUCCUCAGCCAAAACCAAGAAGAGCAAAUGAAGCAAUACCAGAUCUGAACUGUGUGAUUUGAUUUUAACUGACAGCAUCCCAACAACUCUGAGAACACAUGUUGAAUGAGAAAGAUGUAUUUGUGUGUGUGUGUGUGUGUGUGUGUGUGUGUGUGUGUGUGUGUGUGUGUGUGUGUGUGUGUGUGUGUGUGUGUGUGUGUGUGUGUGUGUGUGUUUGAGUGCAUGCGUGCAUGCAUGUGUGUCAGAACUGCUGCUGGUAAAUAAGACAAGUUGACGAGCUACAGGUGAAACUGGAAAACAUAUGUUUAAAACAUAUAGAUUAUGAUGUAAAAGUCCACUUAUGUCACUCAUCUUAGACUGAGAGACCAUCUAAAGGCUCAGGAAUCCUCUGUAGCUGUUGUAGAUUCAUUAGCUGAUUAGAGUGUGACACAUUGAGUCUAGAAUAUUGAACCUUUUCUCAAUAUUCAAAUGAUGUGAUAUUCUGAAUGAAGGGUUUUCAUAAACUGUGAUCAUUAUCAUCAGAAUUAUAACAAAUAAUGAUUCAAAUAUGUAGCCUAGAAUCUAGAUCGUCAUUUGUCAAAGCAAAAUGUGCUUGACGUUUCCUACAUAUUCAUGUAUAGGAUGGCUUUGCCAAGCUAUGAAAUAUCUGGCUUUGCAUUGAAUGAGUCUGUCCCAUAUUAGUUUCACCUUUUAAGUUGAAUUACUGACAUAAAAGAACUUUUGCACCAGU